UAAUGUCGAAAUCUCGUAGUCAAUCAUCUAUACCAGCAUUUUUAUAGAAAACAUAUGAUAUUUUGGAAGUAUUGUACUCUAUUUAAUUACAAGAAUCCUUAAUUGUAAGAUAUUGUAGGUUGGAAUGAAGAUGGUUCAGGAUUUCUUGUAAAAAAUGUGAUAGCCUUCUAAGAUCAAGUUCUUCCUAUGUACUUUAAGCAUAGAAACUUUGCAUCGUUUGUUCGCUAAGUAAUUAAUAAAAGUCAGCAUCUAAUAGAUGAAUAUGUAUGGGUUUCAUAAGUCAAGAAGUGAUUUAAAAGAGAACGAAUUCAUUCAUCCUCAUUUUAAAAAGGAUUAAAAGUAUAAUUAUUAUAUGUAAUUGAAGAAAUCUUUUAAAAAAAAUAAAAAGAAAAUCAGGUGAACAUAAUGAUGAAUAAUUUGCAAUAAUGGAAUUAAAACCACAUAGAAAUACUAAUAUAUAAGAUGUUAAUUAUUAAGUUAUAUUAUUAAUUAGAAAUAAAUUUAAGAAAUAUUAACUAAAUAACAAGAGUUAGAGAAAGUUUGUAAAAUAUUAAUUGAAUAAAAUAAUAAAAUAUUAUAAUGCAAUCAGUAACUAAGGAAUUAAUUGGUUCAAGAAAGGUAUAUAUAUAUAUAAAAAGUAAAUUAGAUUCAAUGGUAAUAAAAAGAUAUAGAAAUUAAAAGAUUACUUUUUAGGAUAAUAAUAAUAAAUAUAAAGUAUUGAAGAUGAUCCAUUAUAAGUAAUUAUAUUUAAUUUAAUAUUAGAAAAGAUAAUCUACAUCAUUAUAUUAAGCAUUGGAAUCUGAUAAUGAAGAUUUGAUUGUUGUAGGUAAGAAAAAAGUGAAGGAAGAUGAUUCUGAUAGUACAAUUGAAAGAAUGGAUAAUCAAUAUUCGAAUCCACCUUUAAUGUUGACAAAUGUAGAACAUUAAGAUAUUUAAGAAUCAAAUGAUGAUGGAAUAAUUCAAUUGUUGGGAGAUCAACAAUUAGAUGAUAUAUACUUUGAUUGA
Molecule: messenger RNA, 1005 nt
Organism: Paramecium primaurelia
Lineage: Eukaryota; Ciliophora; Oligohymenophorea; Peniculida; Parameciidae
Source: the annotation of a GenBank genome assembly